AUGCUCUCCCUCACAAGCACAGUCGCGCUCUGCGCCGCUAUGAUCGGCGCAACUAUGGCUGUAACCUCCAUCUCAGACACCCAAAUGACAACUCUUCUAACUGAAGGCGGUGUUGGACUCGCCAUGGCCGCUCAGCCAAUGUGGUUCUUCGGACAAGCGAUGAACCGACCUCCCUGUAUUCCAACGCAUGCAGUCGUCAACCGACAGCAAACGCCUGGCGCGGAGCUUUGCGAAUGGCCUGACGCCGGUUGUAAUUGCCGAAAACCGGGCGUCGAAAUCGGGAACCUGGCGCCUGAUUUUCCAGUCUAUUACAGCUACAGCAAGUGUAAUGACAACGAGGUACGGGUGGCGUAUAAUCUGUUUUAUGAGAAGGAUGGGUUCACGCCAUCUGGCGUCUUUGGACAUAAAUAUGACUGGGAGAGGGUAAUUGUCGUAUGGACGAAAAAUUCCGCAAGCAACUGGCAGCCGUCGCAGCUCUUACUCUCCCAACACUCAGGUUACGACCGCAAGAACUGGGUCGACAUCCAAAACACCUUCAACACCGUCGACGCAACACUCCCUCGCGGUGGUGACAACGGCAGAAAGAAUCUUGACCAUCCAAAGGUAUACGUCGCCUGGUCUAAACAUGCCAUCUACCACGAUAGGAACACGGGUUGGAACGAUGUGCUUUCCCAGUUGACGAAUAAUGCCUUUCGUUCGCAGGAUUGGUGGUAUUAUCAUGCGAGCAGCUCGUACAUCCGCGCAGACGGCUCGACUGAGAUUGGAAAGCAGAUGGCUGGGAUGAAUUGGGGAUCGGCCACAAGUCAUCCGGCCAGUGUGCACGACGGGCUGUGUUCCGCAGUCAACGACCCUUGCAUCAUGGCAACCUCCAAGCCCCAAUUCAAGGGCUGGCUUGCAGUUGCUGCAGACGCUGCAGAAGGAAAACUUGAAUUCCUCGGCUUUGAACCAAAGCCAUGGGAAGAAAAUGACGUGGAUAUCAAGAUCACCCACUGCGGUGUAUGUGGCUCAGAUAUCCAUAUGAUGAGCAGUGGCUGGGGUCCCGCCCCUUACCCCCUCUGUGUUGGGCACGAGAUCAUCGGAACGGUUGAACGCAUUGGGUCUCAAGUUGAAGGUGACCUGCGUGUCGGCGACCGGGUUGGAGUCGGACCCCAAAGCGACUCAUGCCUGGGACGAUUUGGGGACUGCGAUCGUUGCGCAACGGGCCGUGAGAAUUACUGCCAAAAGAUGGUCUCGACGUACGCAGCAAAGCACUUUAAUGGCGGAAGCGCUAUGGGUGGCUAUGCCCUUUACCAUAGGUGCCCCUCGCAUUUCGUUUUCAAGAUCCCCGACGGCCUCUCGUCAGCUGUGGCUGCUCCCAUGCUUUGUGCAGGGGCUACCGUUUUUUCACCUUUGAAGAAGAACGGAUGUGGUCCUGGUAAAACGAUCGGUGUGGCAGGUAUCGGCGGUCUCGGUCACUUUGCCAUACUGUUUGCCAAGGCACUUGGGGCAGAUAAGGCUCCAGUCGGUGAUUACCUCUCCUUGUUGAAUAUUGAGGGCAGCCUAAUCCAAUUGGGAUCUCCAGAUGAUGGUGAUUUUGUAAUUCCUGGCUAUCCACUGAUCUUUGGUGGAGUAAAAUUUGGUGGGUCAUGCAUCGGAUCUCCUGCUGAAAUCCGCGAAAUGCUGCUCCUAGCGGAAAAGACCGGACUUAAGCCUUGGAUUGAGGAACGGCCAAUGAGCGAUAUCAAUCAGACAAUCGUCGACAUGGUUGCUGGAAAGGCCAAAUAUCGCUAUGUUCUGGUAAAUGACCAGUGA
This is a messenger RNA of Colletotrichum costaricense, 1791 nucleotides long. RefSeq names its product zinc-binding dehydrogenase. The transcript has 6 exons. Gene Ontology annotation, molecular function: zinc ion binding; alcohol dehydrogenase (NADP+) activity. The record is from RefSeq and is a predicted model, not a curated record. Bases 1 to 1791 code for a protein of 596 amino acids. Lineage: Eukaryota; Fungi; Ascomycota; Sordariomycetes; Glomerellales; Glomerellaceae. Gene Ontology annotation, biological process: alcohol metabolic process.